AUGGCCAGAACAAAAAACAUCGCGUUACGCGACGCAAUUGCGAAAUACGGGAUAGUCGCAAACAGGUUAAGAGCAAAAAACAGGAAGCAAAGAGCACAUUGUAGAUCAGGCUUUAGAACGCCACGCAACAUUGAACGUAACUCCAAAUCACGCAAGUACCCGCCUUGCGUAAUAUGGGAUCCUCGACAGCCAGCGAAAAAUCCUAUCUAUAAUUGCCGGAUAAUUAAGCUCUACUGCCGCACUGGGUAUCAUUUGGCGAUUACGCCGUCGAGACGGGUCAAAGGAUUAUCUGGAAAUGAGGAAUCGUAUGCUCUACUUCACGCGACACCGGUGUCUUUUGGCGUUAUCAGAAUACAAAGCGUCGAAACGAGGCUCUAUCUGGCAUUCAACAAGAAAGGGCGAUUGUACGGAGAGAUGAAUAUGACUAACGACAAUACCGAAUGGGAACAGUGGAGCAUUGGUGCCUACGAUGCGUUCCGAUCGCGUAAAUACGUACACUACGGAUGGUGGAUAGGAAUAAAGAAAAAUGGACGAGCAAAGCCGGGACCAAAAACAUCUUGGGGACAAAAAGCGAUACAAUUCUCGGCUAUCCAAGAGGAUUAAUCGAAACUUUCAAGAUAUAGACACGCUUUACAGAACAUGCUUCUUAUCUCCAAUAUUUCAUUCGUUGCGUAAACUUUCCUGGAAAGAAGUCAAGGGCGGUAAUGAACGAGUGCUUUAUGAGCAGAGAUGACGUCGCACGAUUAGGAAUAAGGAAAAAAUCAGUCAAACGAAGAACCGAUAAUCAUCGAACAGUAACGUUCCAAUAGAAUAUAAUGUUUAUUAUAACACCGUGUUACUCAACAAUGGAAUAAUUUAGGAUUGUGCAUUCUGCUUGUGCCCUCUAACUGAAACUCCAUCGCAAGUCGCAGUUUCUUAUUCGCAGUAAAUACAUAUUUAUUAUUAUAAUGCCAAUCGUCAAAUCGAUACGCUUACAAGCAAGAUGAUCGCAUACGUAUCAGUUAGUCUUUUCGUAAAUAGCAGAAUUUAUCUAGCCAUCUUGCUUAUAACGUACGAACGAAUAUCAGCUUUUCGUAAUAUAUGUCAUCAAUUAUAACGUAUUGCAAUUGUAUAUAAUCUUAUACAUUUCUUUUAUACAUCUACAUACAAUGCAUAUAUGUAUAAGUACGUCAAAAUUUUACAAGCAAGAAUUAUCUAUUAAAAAGCAAAUACCUCGAUAAAAUAUGUAUAUGGCUUUGAACAUUUUAAUAUCCAAUUUUGCAGACGUAACGUAUGCAUUUCGAGCAAACUUCUAAAAAAGCAUACGAAUGCGAGAAGCAAAUGUAUGAAAGAGAGAUUAAUUAGUAAUUGUACGUAAAAAAAAUUAUUAAUUAAGAUUAACAGUGUAUGUUAAAUAAAAAAUGAAAAAGAGAUAAAUAUAUAA
Molecule: messenger RNA, 1423 nt
Organism: Temnothorax curvispinosus
Lineage: Eukaryota; Metazoa; Arthropoda; Insecta; Hymenoptera; Formicidae
Product: fibroblast growth factor 1-like
Exons: 5
Coding region: 1-603 (200 amino acids)
Biological process (GO): positive regulation of protein phosphorylation; animal organ morphogenesis; positive regulation of cell population proliferation
Cellular component (GO): cytoplasm
Molecular function (GO): fibroblast growth factor receptor binding; growth factor activity
Source: RefSeq, a predicted model, not a curated record